AUGACUUCGCUCCUAUCAGCUCUACGCGCUGCAUUUCCUACUCCCACUAGCACAGAUAUCUCUAUCAAUCAAAAUGCAACAAUUCAAGACGUUUCGCAGCUCUCACCGCCGUCUAUGGACAAAGCUACAGUCGAUCAAAGACGAACAUUUCGUGACCCAUUUCUAUCGUCGGAGAAACUAUGGAAUGUCUCACUCCCUACGCACCACAACGAUCUGCUAAAGGUUCUACAGGUAGAACAUGAUACGCUCCGUGCAGCAAACGAGCGUGAAGCUGCAGCGGGUGCUGUAGGUGCCGUCGUGACCUCCAAAAGACACAAGCACAAGGAAUCCAAGCCCUUAAAGACCAAGAAAAACGCAGUGGAGAUGCUUCUAGAUGCCUGUGCCAAACACACGGCUACUAACAGGGACAACUGUUUCUUAACGACACUGGAACUGGCUGAAUCUGUGCUGCAAACGGUGCAGGACGGUCGCGGAGAUGCUGAUGAUAGGGUACAGGCUCAGCUCUUUGGACUCGUAGGAGUAGAAGGCAUGGAACUGAUUUCAUUUGCAGUACAACACCAGAAAGAACUAGGAGAUUCAUUCAUUACCAAAGAGAAGUUACGUGAGGCACACAAGAUGCUGGAGAUGGCGGACAAGUUUGCAGAGUGUGGAAGUACAGCAGCAAGAUCGAUGGGGUUUAGUAUUCAAACGGAAACGGAGCAAAAGUUUCAGCGACAACAACGCAAGGCUCAACGGAGGUCCAAGCGACGGAAUGGUGGCGAGGUAGAAGAGGAUGUGAACUGGUUGGAAGCGGCGGGAUACGAUAUGGAAGUGCUGAGAUUGCAGAGAGAGAGCGCGGAAGAGGAAAGGCGACUGCAGUCUUCGUCUCUGGUGCAACGUGAGUUUGGAGAGCUACAAGGAGGAUACGAUUCGAAUGCUGCAGCAGGUCAAUUGACGUCAGCGGGAGCUCUCGUACUGCCUUCCAACACUAAGAGAACACAUUACAAAGGCUACGAGCACGUGUUCAUCCCUGCUCACGCUAAAAAGGCACUGGAUACGGAAGAAAAGCUUGUGGCGAUCUCAAGCCUUGAUAGCUUUGCGCAAACUGCGUUUCAUGGAAUCACAGAGCUCAACCGACUGCAGUCCAAACUCUUUGAUGCGGCAUACAACUCGAAUCAAAACUUGUUGGUGUGUGCCCCAACGGGUGCUGGUAAAACCAAUGUGGCUAUGCUUUCUGUCCUACAGGAGGUAAAAACUCAGAUUAACCACCAUCAAGAUCAGUCCAUUAGCCACGGAGUGGCCAACAUGAAGAUUAUCUAUGUAGCCCCCAUGAAGGCAUUGGCACAAGAAGUGGUCACAAAGUUUGGUCAGAGACUACAGACUCUAAAAUUAAGAGUGCGUGAACUUACGGGUGAUAUGCAGUUGACAAAGAAAGAGAUUGAAGAGACUCAUGUAAUCGUGACCACGCCCGAAAAGUGGGAUGUCAUUACACGCAAGUCGAGUACCCAGCAAUCGCUGCUUAGCCAAGUAAAGCUCCUGAUUAUUGAUGAAGUUCAUUUGCUUGCGGACGAGCGUGGCCCUGUUAUUGAAACUAUCGUAGCUCGUACGUUGCGUCGUGUCGAGAGCACGCAGAGCAUGAUCCGUAUUGUUGGACUGUCAGCUACUCUACCUAACUACGUUGACGUCGCGUCAUUCUUGCGUGUUUACGUCCCUAGUGGAGAUGCUCGUAUGCAAAAUGCAGCUACAAAUGGCGGUAAAGGAGGGUUGUUCUUCUUUGACUCGACGUACCGACCUGUACCGCUGGAUCAAACGUUUAUUGGUGUGAGCACGAAUGCAAACCUGAAAGAGGCUCUGGGUUUGAGUGCAGCAGCACUCACGACGGUGACAACAAGCCAAGAGAACCGUACUGAUGAGAAAAAAGGCGCAGGCGCUAUCAUGAGUCGCCAGCGUCAAAUUCAAUUGAUGAUGAACAAGCUCACGCUCGCUCACUGUUUGAAACAAGUUCAGCACAAGGAACAAGUGAUGGUGUUUGUGCACUCACGAAAAGAGACGGCAGCUACGAUGCGCAGCAUCAUCGAACUUGCGCGCGGUAAUGAAGAGAAGCCCGGUACGCUCGAGGCAUUUUUGCCGCCUCCAGAGCUACAAUUGCCCAUUAGUCUACAGGAUCGCGUUCAAAAGAGUCGCAACAAGGAACUCAAGGAGCUGCUAGGAUACGGCAUGGGCAUUCACCACGCUGGAAUGCUACGUAGUGACCGUAAUUUGACGGAACAGCUUUUUGAGUUGGGCUACAUCCGUGUGUUGUGUUGCACGGCAACAUUGGCUUGGGGUGUGAACUUGCCGGCACACUCAGUCCUUAUCAAAGGCACCCAAGUGUACAAUGCCGACAAGGGUGGCAUGACGCAACUGAGUAUGCUAGAUGUGAUGCAGAUCUUUGGCCGUGCUGGACGUCCGCAGUACGACACAAGCGGUGAUGCUGUUUUAGUGACCACGCAAGAUCAACUGCCACACUAUCUACGGUUGCUUACUACAGGAAUCCCGAUGGAGUCGGCUCUGAUCAAAUCGUUGCCUGAUCACUUGAAUGCCGAGAUAGUUUCCGGUACUGUAAGCAAUCUAGAAGAGGCAUGCACAUGGCUCAGUUACACGUAUCUGUACGUACGCAUGCGGAAGAAUCCACUGGCCUACGGAAUGAAGAUAGACGAUGUAAACGAAGAUCCAAUGCUGACAUCUCGACGGAGACAGCUGCUCAUGGAUGCUGCAGAGAACCUGGCAGCAUGUCGGAUGAUUAAAAUCCUUCGCGAGAAAGUUCAAUUGGGCUCUGACCAAGAAGGCAAGAUUGCAUUUGCUGUAACGUCAAUGGGACGUGUAGCAAGCCACUUUUAUAUUCAGCACACGUCCAUUGAGACUUUCAACAAUCUUCUCGAUAGCAAGGCAGGUCAAAAAGAAAGCGGUGACGAUGAUUUGGACUGGGAAAAGGUGCUGCUGGUGCUCUGCAGCAGCAACGAGUUUGAACAACUGAAGUCACGUGAGGAAGAGAUGCCGGAGUUGGAGAAACUUAAGCGCAAAUUCUGUCGUUUCGACAUUCUGGGAGGCGGUAUGGACACUUACACUGGAAAGACGAACAUUCUUCUGCAGAGUCUUAUCGGUCGUGCUCGUGUGUCGACAUUUACACUCAUCUCGGACACGAAUUACGUCGCCCAGAAUGGUUCUCGUGUGUGCCGUGCGCUGUUUGAAAUCUGUCUGAAGAAAAAUAGUGCACGGAAGGCUGAGAAGUUCCUGCAACUUGCCAAGUGUAUUGACCAGAAGAUGUGGUGGGAUCAGAAUGCAAUGCUGCAGCUCCCGCAUGUGCCGCUUGACAUCGUUGGAGAGUUUGACCGCUGUCACAAUAUGACUCUGUACGACGCGAUUGCUGAUACUAAUGCUUUCAAUUUGAGCGCCAAGAUGAAGAAAUGGGUACAAAGCGUUCCGUUCAUAGAUAUUGACAAUGUUCGGACUCAACCAUUCGGUAGCACGAUGAUCAAGCUUGCAUUCGAGCUUUAUCCUCUGUUUAUCGAGUGGAAAGAAGGCAUUUUUCAGGGCAAAACGUUGUCUUCUUGGCUCUGGGUUGAAGACGCUAUCACUGGCUACAUCUACCAUUCAGAGUACUUUGUCCUUCACCAGAGUCGUUUUGUGGGAUGGAAAGCUGGCACUCAGACUCUUGAGAUGGAAUGUUACCUGCCGGUGUUUAUCUCACAGACGCAAGCGGAGGCAAAUUACGUAAUUCGCAUUCUAUCCGAUCGUUUUGUUGGAAUCGAGUCAUUUUACGAAGUGAGCUAUGCACCUGGUGAAAGUAAUAUUGCUGAGAUGAAGAAGCAAAAAGCUGACAUGUACACGAAGCUUCUUCGGCUGCACCCGCAACCUCUUCAGUCUCUUGACGAUCCUGUUUACCAAGCAUUGUACGUUGGCAAGUUCCAAUACUUCAAUCCGAUCCAGACGCAAGUGUUCCAUCAGCUCUACCAUCAAAAUGGAAACGUGCUGCUCUGUGCACCGACAGGUAGUGGGAAGACAGUGUGUGCUGAGCUAGCAAUGCUACGGGUGUGGAAACAGCAGAAUAGUAGCGAAAAUGCUGAUAGUAACGCUGAGGGCUCUUUAGAUGCUGAUACAACGCAGACACGCCGUAGUCGUCGCUCCUACAAGUCGCUGAUUGUAUAUAUUGCGCCAAUGAAAGCACUUGCUCGCGAGAAAGUGACAGAAUGGAAGGCUCGGUUUGAAAACAACGCGCAUUUGCGCAAAAGGGUGGUUGAAGUGACUGGUGAUACACUCGUCAAUGUGGAGUUCAUAUUGAACAAGGCAGACAUUGUGGUCACAACUCCGGAGAAGUGGGAUCUGCUCACGCGUAGCAGUACGGUCGGUCGUGCUUUGAUGACUCAAAUGGCACUUGUUGUCGUGGAUGAGGUUCAUUUAGUGGGUGAGGCACCACGCGGUGCCGUAUUGGAAGUACUAAUCAGUCGUCUUAGGCGGUUCAAGCGCUCUGGUCUGCCAAUUCGCUUAAUCGGGCUGUCCACCGCUCUUGGAAAUGCAGGCGACGUAGGUCGAUGGCUGGGUGGAAUCACUUCAAGUCACGCAAACAAAUCUGACGAUGGCCAGGCAUACAACUUUCGAGCGUCCGUGCGUCCAGUACCGAUGGAUGUGCACAUUCAGGGUUUCCCAGAGCGUCAUUAUGUGGCACGCAUGGCUGCAAUGAACAAGCCUACCUUCAUGGCUAUCAAGACUCACUCUCCUGAUAAACCUGUGCUCAUUUUUGUGUCAUCCAAGGCACAGACCAAAUUGACGGCUCUCGACUUGAUCCAGUUCUGUGUUGCUUCUGACGAAAAUGGUGAUGGAAGUAAGCGCUUUUUAAAGAUGGAUGAAGCAGUUAUGGAGUCAAUAUGUCAAUCGAAUCAGAUUGUGGACGAGUCCCUAAAGCACACGCUCUCCUUUGGUAUUGGUCUUCAUCACGCUGGAUUGGCACGGAGAGAUCGCGAAUUGGUUGAAAAGCUGUACAAGGAUCGUCUUAUUCAAGUCAUAAUCUCGACAUCAACACUUGCAUGGGGGGUCAACCUUCCGGCACACCUUGUUGUGAUUAAGGGUACUGAGUACUUUCAUAGUGGUAGAUACCGUUCCUACCCCUUGAGCGACUUGCUGCAGAUGAUCGGUCGUGCUGGCCGUCCGUUACUGGAUGACAAAGGAAUUGCGUGUGUGUUGGUGGAAGAAAGCAAGAAGAACAUGACACAGCGAUUCCUAUACGAGCCUCUAGCUGUUGAGUCUUGCCUGGGUGGUAAUGCCAUGCCCUAUAUUCUGGCUAACCAUUUAAACGCCGAGAUUACAGCAGGAUUCAUUCAUAACGCUAAGGACGUAAUGGAUUACUUGAGCUGGAGUUUGUUGUUUCAGCGUGUGCUGAAAAAUCCUAGCUUCUACGGUGUGGGGGCGGACGUGGUGGCAAAUGAGUCGUCCAGUGCAAAACUUGGCAAGCAUGCCACGCAAGACAAGCAGCACAAAAGUUCUACCAAGCAAGACAAGUUAGAAACAUUCUUUCAGCAGUUGAUAGCGACGACGAUGCAGCAGCUCGAGUCCAGUCAAUGCAUCACCACUUCGCAAGCUGGUGGCAUGGUAUCCUUUGAGCCAACCUUUGCUGGAAAGCUUGCUGCGUCACUCUACGUGGAUGUACGCACCGUGUCCAACAUGCUAACUGCUUUGAAAGCAAUAUCAUCUGAGAAAGAUGGGGUGAGCACCACAGCAGCGAACACGUUACGGCUGCUAUGCGUGAUUUGUGAAUCCAGUACGGAGCUUCGUGACAUCCCGCUGCGCCAUAACGAGGUCAUGAGCAAUCUGAUUUCCGAUAUUUGCACAAAGGUGAAAUACUCGCCGUUGAAGCAUUUGUUCUCGAGCUCUCCUAAGCGUCAGAAAGCACUACUGGAGACGCAUGGGAGUGAGGUGAAGGCACUGCUAUUGCUGCAAAUGCAUUUGAUGGGUAUGCGUCUGCCGUCGAGUGACUUUAUGAACGAUCUACAAACGUUGUUGGACCAUUUGCCGCGUUUGCUGAGUGCUGCAAUCGAUCUUUGUGCUUUUUUAAAGCUUACAGACCUGGUUUUUGCUGGGAUUCGUUUGUCACAAGCUGUCGUGCAAGGCCGAUGGCCGGAUGAAACAAAUUUAGAUGGAGGGACUGCACUGACUCAGCUACCGUAUGCAUCUCAAUCUGUGGUGAAACUCCUGCGCGAGCAGUUCCAGGUAUCACAAAUCACUGAUCUACAAGCAGCUUUAGAGGUGAAGAAUAAGAAAGCGCAGAUCAUUGGAUGCCUGCAGAAUUUGCAGACGCAACAGCAGAGGGGACAACCUAACAGUCUGACGAAGCACAAGAUCGACGAGUUGAUUCGCGUUGCAGAAGAGGUACCGCGGUUUCGGGUAGAUCUGCUAGUGAAGCAGAAGCAGCAACAACGAGUGGUUGACGUGGAAUUGACAGGUCUCAAUAAUCGCGGUGGCAGGAAUCUUGCUUUCACGUCUCGACUGCAGAAACCCAAACCGUACGGCUUCUACGUUCUUUUGACAACUAAGACGGAGGAGGCUACGAAGUGCACGUUCUUUCGGAUGCAAUUGCUGGUAUUGACAGCUCGUAUGUUGUUGAGGCCUAAGCUAGCUGGACGGUCGUGGCUUUUACGUAUCCAACCUUUGUCACGGGACGUGGACAAGGAAAUAGUAAUGGGCGGAGCAGUCGCUGGCACGCUGUCGCGGCUGAAGGCAUUGCGAGAUUGA
Messenger RNA from Peronospora belbahrii, 6744 nucleotides. Lineage: Eukaryota; Oomycota; Peronosporomycetes; Peronosporales; Peronosporaceae. The record is from the annotation of a GenBank genome assembly.